Molecule: messenger RNA, 4821 nt
Organism: Pelodiscus sinensis (Chinese soft-shelled turtle)
Lineage: Eukaryota; Metazoa; Chordata; Testudines; Trionychidae
Product: cyclin-dependent kinase inhibitor 1-like
Biological process (GO): signal transduction by p53 class mediator; regulation of mitotic cell cycle
Cellular component (GO): nucleus
Molecular function (GO): cyclin-dependent protein serine/threonine kinase inhibitor activity
Source: RefSeq, a predicted model, not a curated record
UGUUUAUACAAUUGAUACUUUCAUAUUCCUAGGUUAGCAGUAGACUGAGAAGGUGGGAGGCUGGGAAUGAUUUUGUCCUCUGGCUCUGCACUGGUUGUGUCCAUGGCUUUGGAUCAAUCACAUAGUCUCUCUCAGGGUCCUAACUCUGUAUAUCCUCCAGAUGUCUGAGUGGCAGCAGAUAAAUCUACGGCUUGGUUGGACUCUAAUGCAACCCUAAGACCUCAUUAGAGUCCGUGCUGGCUCUGCUUCCCAGCAGAGAACAGAAGUGACUGGAUCAUGUACAGAAAAAUUGGAUUUCUUUCUAAAAGGGAAUCGUUGCUUGGUACGCUUGUCGGAGAGCGGUGGAUUGGAGAGCAGACAGAAUGGAGGCCAGCAAAGUCAACCCGUGUACGAAGGAACCUCUUCGGCCCCGUGGACCAUGAGCAGCUGCAGCAGGACUUCCAGCACAUGCUGCACAGCAGCAUGGAGGGAGCCCAGCAGAAGUGGAACUUUGACUUCCUACGAGACAUGCCAGCUAAGGGGCUCCUGCAGUGGGAAGAACUACAGAACCACGAUGUUCCAGUCUUUUACCACAGUUGUGUGGUGGGUGAGGCUCGCAAGCCUUUGAAGCCCUUGAACCAGGGCAAAGUCAAAGAGGUCAAGGUCCACCAUUUUGCCACAGUGACACUGACCGAGAACCCCAAAGUUGCCAAGAAAACGUUGAGCAAGAAGAGUCAAGCAGGGAAGAAACGAAGACAGACAUCCUUGACAGAUUACUACUCAGCUAAGAAGCAAGUCAAAACUAACAGUCAAGCUGUUGCGAAGAAUUUGACUUUCUGAAAUGGAACACAGGAUUGAUCUGCAUCAGAGAUGUUAUAAAGAGAUGCCAAGUUUAUUUGACAUUCAGAAACUGUAUGUGCAGGCUACAAAUGCUUACGGGCAUCGCAUGGAUUGAUAUAUUCAUGAAAAUAGUGAUGGAAAGUCUUAUAAAUACAACAAAACUCAUAUCGGAAUGAGGUUAAACUGGAAGCCUUUUGCAAAGGGUCGCUAUCUUUAAAUGUGUUGGUAAUGGCAAGUUUAGAAAUGUUACUGGAAUUGCCUAAUAGUAGCAACUUAACCAUGUGUGUUUCAAAAAAUACUGCAUACGAGAAAGCAGUAAACAUAAGGUUAAACAGCUGUACAAAUGUACAGCUGCCUUUGGCAAGUUAGAAUAUGAUUGGAGCCACAUUAUAGGUCUGAUUUUGGUUUGUUUGGGGUUUUUUUUGUACUUUUAAUGUACAGCUUGAUCCCUGUUUCUAAGGGUGAUGGCUUAUUCAAUCAAGAAGCAUCACCAGCUAAAUUCUACAGAUCCGAUUUAUUUAAAAAGUUCCCAACCCAGCCUAUGAUUUUUCAGGUGCAAAGUUUUGACUGCACUUGUGUAUACAAAUAUUUGUGGACAUAAAAAGUGAUGUUUAUGUGGCAAAUCUCUGCUACUAUAAAUGGACACCACUGUACUUACUUCUGCGGAGUUUUGCCCAUUUAAAAUGGCACUAUGUGUCCAUCUCCUUGACUGUGUUCACAAACUAGGUUGUUAAACAUGUGACUAUCAUAAAUGUAUGGCUGCAAAUUUGCACCCAGGAAAUGCGGGACUUUAUAGUAAAAUCAUUCCCUGUAUCUGCUGGGACAAAUAAUUCCUUUGAGGCCAAUGCAGGUGUGAAAACAGGAGCAAUAGAUGCCCUGUUGGGCACCGUGUUUUUAAUGCCAGUGCUGUGGAGACAUUGGGCUAAAUUCACAAAGAAGCUUCGGCAUGGCAAUGCUCAGCAUCAUCAUGCAUAACUUUCAGGUUCCUAGAAACUCCCUAGGAUUCACAAAGCCUGAAUCUGGUGCGCAGGCUCUGAGUCCACUGAAUGGAGAAAGAGAGGUGUCCCAGAAUGGGAUUCACAAAAGCCAGUAGGCUAGGCAACUCCUCACAUAUGCUAGCCAUUGGGAGAUGUCAAACUUGGAGGGAUGGCAGGUGCUAAGCCCUGCCCCUCUCUGUGAGAUGGGUGAUGGAAGUCUGGGCUGCAGGAAGGCACUUCCUUUGGCUUGUGAUUCUCAGGUGCAAACCCUCUUUUGGGAUUACUGACUGCUUUAGCAAGAAGGUGGGGGAAGGGGAAAACCCCACUGUGAGCCAAAGUGGCUAGGGCACUCAGAAGUGGUAAAUCCCAGUUCAAAACUCAUUUACCCCAGUAAGUGCAGGUGGGACUUAUACUGGGGUCUCCCACAUCCCAGGUGAGCCCCCUAACCACUGGUCUAAAACACUGGAGAGAGGGCUUCCUCUGUGCCCACUUUCAGCCAUUUUGUGUAUGCUCGUGUAUAGGGACCAAUCCCACAGGCAAAAUCUGAGGAUGCUUACCAGAUUGUACCCUGCAGACAAGUUAGGCAGAGGAACUCCUGUUUGCCUCAAUUCCUGCAUCACUCUGGGGUUACAUCUGGUGUGGGGCUGUAGAGGGCAUGCUCAGAGGAAGAGCCAUGGGCACUUAUGGAAUAUUUACUGCUAAAAUGUCGGUGCUGAAUGAAUACAGACACCUACAGGAUUUGAUGACAGCUGAGAUUGAGGUAGGGUUUGUGAAUCCCAUUGCAGCCUGAUUCUGGAAUUUAGGCACCUAAAGCGGCCAUUAGGCACUUAAGUCUUUUUGUGAAUCUAGACAUUUUUUUUUUCAUUUUUAAGCCCCCAUACAGUGUAUCCAUUGCUAUUUAGUUUUUUUCUAUGAGACUCAAAAGGGUACUAAUAGCACUAGCUCAUCCAUCCCUCUUGGCGUUGCAUGGAUUAUUUCUAGGACUCCCCCAGCUGACUCUGGGUUCCGCGUGGCAUAUCUAUGGUACCUGGGAUCAGCUGAGGAUUCCCCAGCUGACCCCAGGCUCUGCGUGUUUUGAAAUGCCACAAGACCCCAGGCUCCCCCGUUGACCCCAGGCUUCAUGCGGGCACUUCUGCUUUGAAAUGCACAAGAGCAACCCUGGUUGCAGGGUCUAUUUUCAACUGCAGGCAAGUGAGAGAAUAAGGAGAAAUUAUUUCUCUUUUUAAUCUUUGAUUUGGGAACUGUGGAAACAGAGAACCCAAUCCUGAAAUCAAUGGGUGUUUUGCUCAGUGGAAACAGGAAGAGAUUUUGAAUGGAGAAUAUUGUGAGUUAAUUCAGUGUGUGUGUAUUUGGGUGCUUAGUAAUCCUGUUACAAUAGCGAUGGCAUGCUGGGAAAUAGCAUGUUUUCUUACUUUUGAUGAUGACUAAGACAAAUCUAUUUUUUUAUAGUGUGUGAUUUUCGCUGAUUUGAAAAGAACUGCACAACUGUAUGUUUUCUGUGUGUUUGUGUGUUGUUAAAAUCAGACCAUCAACACUGUGUGUCUUCCUGUUUUGUAGUGAUGUGUUAAGCAGCCUUAUUUUCUGAUCCAUAUGAAAGGAGCUGCACACACACAAAAGAAGCCUAUACAUCUGUCAUGCACAAGGUUACCAUGAUGUUGCCUUGGUUUCUUAUAGGGGAAAAGGGAUACCUCUUCUUACCGAGGAAAAUUAGGAUAGCUUGUCAGGAUUGAGAUUGUCAGACUGAGAGACUGCAGGCUAUAUAUUUUAGCUCAUCCAAAUUUCUAACAUCUCUGCCAGUUAUGAUUGUAAAUGUUAGUGAAGAAUGUUAAUACAAAAAAUCUGCUGGCAAGAUGCUGUGAAGUUUAGUGGCUUGAUAUGCAUAUUGCUUUAAGUUUCUUAAUAACAAAGUAGGGUAAAUGAAGGCACAGUGUACAGAAAGAAAACAUUUUCUUUUCUCACUGUUCAUUUCAUGGUGUUUGCAAUUAGGAUGGCCUCACACUAACUAGUAGAGGACCCGAUGCUCAGCUAGUGCAAAUUCAUGCAGAUCACGGAACUGUAAUGAAACUGUGCCAAUUUACACCUGCUGAGGACCUGGAGAGAGGUAUUUUGCACUAGUGCUUCAUGUUACUCCAGACCAAAAAUAGAUGACAAGCUACUAAUGAGCCCUGCACAUAAGCUGCCUCCUCUCUUCCUACACAAAGUUUACCCUAUGGUCACUGCAAUAGCAGCACUACAGCUAUUAACCCUACUGCAGAGAAUGACAACAGGUCUCUGACUGGUUGCCGAUGUUUCUUGGGAACCAAUGUUUCACAGUCCAUUAGAAGUCUUUUCUUCAGUAGUUAACAUUCUGAUGGAGACGUAUUUUAAGAAAAAAACGUAGUCAAUAUCUUUUUCCCCUUUUAUCCUGCCAAUUGCACUUUCCUGUCAAACACAAUUUAUAUGUUCAUUAUAAAGACAUUUCACUCAGCAUACCGAAUAAUAAUACCUAGCACACAGCAAAAAAAUAAAAUUAAGAAAUGGGCCUAAAACAGUCCCAGUCUUUACAUUUAUGAAAAAGGAGGCAGGCCCACUUGAAGUUAAGCAGUGUACUGUAGCUUUAAUAUAUGUUUUAGUUCCAUUUAAAUAUACAGUGUUCCCAGUGAACUAACACAGUAAAGAAGCUAGCCAGAGGCAUAUUUGCUGAUCAUUGACUUUGAUUGGCUGCCAGGGGCAUGGGACAAACCAGCAAUCAAAUCCCCAAGUAGCACUUUUUCAUAAGGAGAAGUAAGGUGCUGUGCUCUGGAACUAAAAUAAAUUUGGGCAUUAAAGAAGUGGUAGCAGCACUGUUUCAAGCUAUCUUACAUGUACUUCUGAUUACACACCAGAGGGGAAGCUGUAUCGGGAAUCCAUGAUAAUUAGCUGUUUUAACCUCCACAUGUUAAUAAACAGACAGCUAAUCUCACUCGAGCUCCCUUCCCCUCCCCCCACUCCAGUACAGGCAGUCCCCGAGUUACGCGGAUCCGACUUAUGUCGGAUCCGCAGUUAC